Molecule: messenger RNA, 519 nt
Organism: Rhodotorula toruloides NP11
Lineage: Eukaryota; Fungi; Basidiomycota; Microbotryomycetes; Sporidiobolales; Sporidiobolaceae
Exons: 1
Coding region: 1-519 (172 amino acids)
Source: RefSeq, a predicted model, not a curated record
AUGGCACCAGCAGCUCCACCACCACCCCGCUCGAGCGCUCCAAAGCCAGCCACAGCCACUCGUGACGCCCCUACUCCCCCUCUCACCGCCGUCCUCCCGACCCCUCCGUUGUCACGGCCCGGCACACCGCUCGGCGGACGCCCAGGCAAACCAGCGCCGACUCUGUCUGUCCCUGCGCUGAUGAACGACAUCGGUGUCUUGCUUGCGUCGACGGGCGUGUUGGAGGGCGAGGAGUUCAGGCCGGACCCGCCGGCGGAGGAGGCGUAUGCACCUCGACGGGCGCUCGAGGCGGCCGACGUGCUGGACAGGCUGAGGAAGGGGGAGUUGAGCAGGGACGACCUCGAUAGGAACACGGCUGUGCGGCUGGCGGAGGAAUGGACGGGCGAGAUGGAUCGCUUGUUGAAGAGGGCUGAGGAGGAGGCGGACGUCGCGGCCAAGGGCGUCGCUGGGAAGGACAAGCGUGUCCAGCGAGUGCAGGAGUGGGCGUCAGACGUCAAAAAGGGCCUUGUCGCGGCGUGA